Molecule: messenger RNA, 2430 nt
Organism: Fusarium keratoplasticum
Lineage: Eukaryota; Fungi; Ascomycota; Sordariomycetes; Hypocreales; Nectriaceae
Exons: 2
Coding region: 1-2430 (809 amino acids)
Cellular component (GO): cytoplasm; nucleus
Molecular function (GO): protein binding
Source: RefSeq, a predicted model, not a curated record
AUGUUCGUUCUACGGAAUGUCGGCAAGCUCAUCUUUGGUUCAAGCACACAGGAAGCAUUGAUCGAGCUGCCCCAAGGCCAACUCUACCUCGUCCGCCCUCUGUCGCCCAAGGGCUACUCCGAGCUCAUCUUUAAAGAUUCCACCAUCCGUAUCCGUCGCACCAACCAAGACUACCAAUACCAACUUACUGUUCAGCGUGUCUUUGAGGAAGGCGAAGCGGAGCUCCUUGCUGAGGAAGAAGGCGAAGACGCUGCGCUCGACGCCCUCGAAUCCGAGGGAGACGAAAAGACCUUUCUCCUCGACGAGACCCUCCACUUCCGAGUCGAGAUCCGAGAGGACGGCGACAAGGUCCUAGCUUGGAAGGAUCUCAGUGGCGACACCGGUGACCUCUUCCAAUUCGUUUGCGACAACUCCGUCACCUCGGCUCAGGUCACGCAGUUUGUGCGAGUAUCUCAGCAGUGCCAGUACGAGCGCAAGUACCGAAAGCCCCAUACCACAGCUUCUCAGCAAGACUUGCAACAGUUCGAGUUUGAGGAGGAAGAGCCUAUCCCACCCGCCAGUCCCAUCCACAGUCCUACCCUCGCCCGAUCUAUCGAGUCUGUCGACGAUAUGCUGUCCAAGAAGAACACUGCCAACUCGGCCGCCAAGCGCGAGCCUGCCCACGUUCCAGAGCAGGAGAUUGAGGCCCCCGUCUUGAGUGGCCCCGACGCAAACAACCCUCCUGAAGCUCUGGAGAUUUAUGCUGCCAUUACCGCCGAGCUCCAUCUCUUUGACCCCCAGCCCGGUCACUUCGUCCUUGUCGAUGACUCCGUCAUCGCUACGGUCUCUGAAGUCGGCAAGUGGGAAUACUGGCUUCAGAUCGAAUCCACCGAGAAGCCUUGGCUGGGCACACCAGUCGUCGCGGAUUUCAACCCUGUCUUCGAUUUCGAGUACCUCUCCUUCGUAUUCAACCACUUUAGUAACGAUGGCACUGCUCGAUCUUGGCUUCUCCGGUUCAAGGACCAGUCAACUCUGGAGAAGUUCCAGGAGGCCAUCAUGCAAGCUAUCUGGGAGAAGCUCAACGAGACCAAGUGGACCAAGAUGCAAGACAAGGAACGCGAGUAUGUGCUCGACUCGUUUGGAGACUUGACUAUGGAGGAUGCUCCUAUCGAGGAAGAGGAAGAGGAGGAGGAAGAGGAGGAGGAGGAGAUCGAGGACGAUCGCGUUCAAGACGAGGAAUACGAUUCCGAUGAGGAGAAUGACAGCACUUUCCCCAGAAACGCUGAUGGCGAGGUCAACUCGCAGCUGGCGGUCGGUUACAAGCAUGAUCGCUCCUUUGUCGUCCGCGGAUCCAAGAUUGGAGUCUUCAAGCAUACUCCCAACAACCACCUCGAGUUCUCUACCAACAUUUCCAAGGUCACAACGCCUAGCGGCAAGUUGAUGAACCCGAAGAAGGUCAUGCUUCACAGCGAGGACCGCGACCUCAUCUUGCAGAAUGAAAUCGACCCCAACAAGCUAUACCGCAUGGAUCUGGAGUACGGAAAGGUUGUCGAUGAAUGGAACAUCCAUGACGACGUUCCUGUCGUAACCUUUGCUCCUGAGAAUAAGUUUGCCCAGAUGACUUCCGAGCAGACCUUCUUGGGUGUCUCCAACAAUGCCCUCUACCGCAUCGACCCUCGAUUGUCUGGCCACAAGCUUGUUGACUCGGAAAUGAAGCAAUACACUUCCAAGAACGACUUUUCUGCUCUUGCUACCACUGAGAAGGGCUACAUCGCCGUUGCCAGCAACAAGGGAGACAUCCGUCUGUUUGAUCGCCUUGGAAUCCGGGCCAAGACCCAGCUUCCAGCUCUUGGUGAUCCCAUCACUGGUAUGGACGUUUCCGCUGACGGUCGAUGGAUCCUGGGUACAACCAAGAACUACAUCCUUCUUGUUGAUGCUCAGCAGAAGUCGGGCAAGAAUGAGGGCAAGCUUGGCUUCGAGAAGCCCUUUGCCGCUGACUCGAAGCCUCACCCUCGACGUCUGGCACUUACGCCUGAGCACGUGGCCCAGUUCUAUCACGAAACCGGCAAGCCUGUCACUUUCACUCCUGCCAAGUUCAACACUGGUGAGGGAGCUGAAGAGACGAGCAUCAUCACCGCCACGGGUCCUUACAUCAUCGAGUGGAACCUGAAGCGAGUCCUCCGCGGAAUGAAGGCACCCUACAAGAUCAAGCGAUACGAAGAGGAGGUCAAGGCCGACGACUUCAAGUUUGGCUCGGACAAGAAUGUCAUUGUUGCCCUCCCCAACGAGGUCAACAUGGUGGCCAAGCAGAGUUUGAGAAAGCCUACCCGGGAAAGCAUCAUUGGAGAUAUCCGAUUGAGCGAUUCACGGAGAGGCUCUGGUCGUAUCGGCACUCGAGAGAGUGGUCGCUACAAGCUGGGCAAGGACGACAUUGUCAACGCGCCCUACUAG